This is a messenger RNA of Panicum hallii, 1499 nucleotides long. RefSeq lists its product as uncharacterized. Lineage: Eukaryota; Viridiplantae; Streptophyta; Magnoliopsida; Poales; Poaceae. Bases 23 to 1270 code for a protein of 415 amino acids. The transcript has 3 exons. Gene Ontology annotation, molecular function: protein binding. The record is from RefSeq and is a predicted model, not a curated record.
UGGUGGCGGCGCCGCCAAGAAGAUGAUGCUCUCGCCAGCGCCGCAGAUUGCGGCCCUCGGCGACGACCUCCUCGGUGAGAUCCUCCUCCGCCUACCCGACAUGGCGUCGCUUGCCAGCGCCGCCCUUGCCUGCAAGCGAUGGCACCGCGUGGCCUCCGACCCCGCCGUCUUCCGCCGAUUCGACGCCCUCCGCCGGCCCCCGCUUGUCGGGUUCCUCCUCACUGACCGCGGUGAUAUGCCCCCCACCUACCGCUCCCCCAACCUCUUCUUCGUCCACGCCACCCGCAACCCCAAUCUGGCCGCGGCCGCCGCGGACGGCGAUUUCUUCUUCGAGGAUCUCCCAGCCGUCGAUUCGGACGACGAGGAGGAGGGAUACGACUGGGACGAGUGGCGCCUCCGCGGCUGCGACGGCGGCCGCCGCCUCCUCUCCCGCCGCCACGACGGCCUCGACCUCGCCGUCUACGACCCCAUCUCGCGGACCGCUGUCUUCCUUCGUCCAGACGGCGUCUUCCGCAAGUGCACCCACGUGGUCCGCUACGCCAUUGUCGUCGACGAGGCCGAUGGGUCCUUCCUGGUCAUCGGCUUCGGCUUCAGCUACAUGACCGCCGUAUUCUCCUCCCGCACCGGCAAAUGGGUCAGUAUCAACAUGGAAAGGGUAAAGAUGGGAAAGAGCGAUGUCGAACAAGAACAAGAUGAAGAGGACGAGUACGUCUACCUCUCGUUCGGCAGCGACGGAAUUGCAGCAGGCCGGUUUGCUUACUGGAGGUCGGACACCAAGAAGCGCAGACACUUCAAUCCUGUUGAGAGUAUCUUGGUGCUUGACACGGCGACCAUGGAAUGGUCAGUCAUCACUGCUCCAUUCCCCGCAGGGGAAUCCUACUGUGUGGCCGACAUGCCAGAGCAUGGUGGGCUGUGUCUCUUCUCCAGCAAAGAGCAAUGCCUUCAGCUCUGGGUCCGCAACAGCAUUGGUGGAUGGGUGCUCAAGAAGGAUUUUUCCUUGCUGAAUGACUGGAUGAAGAAGAUUCGCCGUGCUGAGUGGAUGAAGAGGGUGCGCGUCUUGGCGGCAAGGGCUGGUUAUGUCUACAUGGAGUUCUGGUCAAUCAGGAAGGCUAAUUCCUACUUUCUUGUGUUGAAUAUGAGAACCAUGAAGAUGUCAGUGUUCCCCAACAACCCAGAAGACCCUCAUAGAGGUCGUGCAUUUCCAUUCUUCAUGCGCUUGGAGCCUCUGCUUGGACCAGAUGAGGAUCAGAAUGUUCAUCUUGAUGUUUAACGCACUAGAGAGGGUAGUCAUUGAUUUGUUAUUUUGUGGUGGCAUAGAUUUCAUCAGGUCAAAUUAUCACUUCUUGGUUUUGCUAAGUCAUUCACAAAUCCUUUGGACAUGGAACUGCUGCAGCUGGUUUAAUACCAUCCAUUUCUUUUAGCAUGUAUGAAUUAUUUGAAAUGAAGUUUAGUUAUAUCUGCAUGUACGAAUUAUCUUUGUGGCAAUAGCUUCCAUGUGA